UCCUAUUUGAUUUGACACCAUGUUGUGGGGACUUUUAAGGGAUUCAACUCUUGGAACUAUCCUCCGCCUCGUCAUAUUCCGGCGCGAGGACACUCUAGAUCCGGAACUGUACCAGAGAUAUAUGGUUAAGGGUACGCCGGCUUACAGUGAUACUGGCGAGGUGAGAGUGGCUGAACAGGCCAGAGAUGAUGCAGCAAUUGACACGAGUACGGAUGCCGAGGUGGAACAGGAAGUCGGUCAACAGCAGGAUAGAUCCGAAAGAUCUCGCGUCAGUUCAACCACAAGAGUUGGUAGUGCCGAGGGGCAUGGGAAAGAGACGAGCAAUGCAGAUCCAGAAAAAGGAGGAGACAGUGCCAUUGCAACAUGGUAUUCGGAUACAGAUCCAGAAAAUCCACGAAACUGGCCUUUCGGAAGAAAAAUCUUCGUGACUGGAUUGAUCUGCUUCUUGACGUUUUCUGUAUAUAUUGGAUCCGCUAUCUACUCUGCUGGGACACUAGGUGUCAUGGAGCACUUUGGAGUCUCCCAGGUUGCAGCAACUUUGGGCCUGACGCUCUUCGUGGCCGGCUAUGGCAUCGGACCUAUGCUCUGGGCUCCUAUGUCCGAGAUCCCCUAUUUGGGAAGAAAUGUCGUCUACAUAGGGACACUAUUCGUCUUCGUCUUUUUCCAAUUCGCGGUGGUAUACGCCAGAAAUUUUGGAAUGCUUCUCGCUUUCCGAUUCCUUACCGGCUUUUUUGGGAGUCCGGUGCUUGCUACCGGCGGGGCUUCACUGGCUGAUAUGUUCUCACCCGCACCAAGAGCAGGGGCCAUCGCGAUAUGGGGUUUGGCUGCAAUAUGUGGACCGGUUCUGGGCCCGUUGAUUGGCGGCUUCGCAGCCAUGAAUAAGGGCUGGCAAUGGCCAAUCUGGGAACUGCUCUGGCUUUCUGGCUUCGCAUUGAUCGUGAUGAUAAUUCUUCUCCCGGAGACAAGCUCCGCGAAUAUUCUCUGGAGACGCAGUCGCCGCCUCCGCAAGCUCACGGGAAGGAAAGACCUCAAGUCUCAGGGUGAGAUUAUGGCCGAGCAGAUGACGGCAAAAGAAGCUGUUUUGGAUAUCGUGGUUAGACCAUUUAGCCUUCUCUUCUUGGAACCAAUUCUUCUUCUCCUAAAUCUUUAUUUAGCGCUUAUCUAUGGCCUGCUCUACGUCUGGUUCGAGUCUUUUGUCAUCGUUUUUGAAGGCAUUUACGGCUUCAAUCUCGGGGAGGAGGGCUUGUCUUUCCUUGGAAUCUUAAUUGGUGGCUUCGUCGUCAUUCCUCCUUUCUUCUUAUAUCUAUGGAAGGUCCAGGAGCCUCAGUUCAACGAGAAUGGCGAACUCAAACCCGAAAAGCGGUUACCACCGGCAUGCGUGGGUGCAUUCUGUAUCCCCAUAUGUCUCUUCUGGUUCGGGUGGACGAGUCGACCCGCGGUCCACUGGAUCUGUCCCAUCAUCGCAUCUAGCUUCUUCACCAUCGGUGCGUUCCUGCUCUUCAACUCGGUCCUGAACUAUCUCGGCGACGCCUAUCCCGACCACGCCGCUACGGUCCUGGCAGGGAACGACUUCAUGCGAAGCAGUUUCGGGGCGGGGUUCCCUUUGUUUGCUGGUGCGAUGUAUAGAAACCUUGGUGUUGGGUGGGCGAGUUCGACCUUGGGCUUCUUGUCUGUCGCGUUCAUUCCUAUCCCCUUUGUCCUCUAUAUAUACGGGGAGCGUAUUCGAUUGGCUAGUAAGAGAGCCAGACAUGACCUAUAAGAUUACCUUUUCUGUCUAGAGAAAGUUUUGGCUUUGGAGAUGAUCUAGGCGUUGUUUUGGAGGUGGUGAAUAGGAGUAUAGAUAGGUAAAUCUAGAGGGUCAGAGCAUGGCGUUCAUGGCUUCAUACCCACGAGUUCACGAUCGUUGUGGUUCAUGCAUAUUAAAUAGAUAUUCUGAUAUGUACCUAGGUGGACAGCGACGCCAAC
Messenger RNA from Amorphotheca resinae ATCC 22711, 1965 nucleotides. RefSeq lists its product as hypothetical. Gene Ontology annotation, molecular function: fluconazole transmembrane transporter activity. The transcript has 3 exons. Bases 20 to 1759 code for a protein of 579 amino acids. NCBI's taxonomy places the organism in Eukaryota, Fungi, Ascomycota, Leotiomycetes, Helotiales, Amorphothecaceae. The record is from RefSeq and is a predicted model, not a curated record. Gene Ontology annotation, biological process: xenobiotic detoxification by transmembrane export across the plasma membrane.